Molecule: messenger RNA, 2333 nt
Organism: Mercurialis annua (annual mercury)
Lineage: Eukaryota; Viridiplantae; Streptophyta; Magnoliopsida; Malpighiales; Euphorbiaceae
Product: cyclic nucleotide-gated ion channel 2
Exons: 8
Coding region: 81-2198 (705 amino acids)
Source: RefSeq, a predicted model, not a curated record
CUAUAACCUCACCUCCCUACACCAAUUCUAAAUUCCUCCUUCUCCACCUCCCUCUCCCCCAUGGUUUCACUCUUCCCAUCAUGCCCAAUUUCCACUUCUCCCGCCCAAGGUGGAUUGGACUGCUUCGCGGCAAUAAUCGACAGACUGACACCGGCGAUGUUAACGGCGCCGCUGACAUUAACGUCGACGACAACACAAUCUCUAACUCCGUAGAAUGUUACGCUUGCACCCAAGUUGGCGUUCCUGUCUUUCACUCCACAAGCUGUGACAACGCUCACCAACCCGAAUGGGUUGCUUCAGCCGGUUCAUCUCUCGUCCCUAUUCAAAACCGACCCGCUUCCAAGAAAACAUCGUCUAUCCGCCGUCAUCUUCCCACCGGCCCGUUCGGACCCGUACUCGACCCCAGAACGAAGCGCGUGCAGACAUGGAACCGCGCGUUUCUUCUUGCACGUGGCUUGGCGUUAGCCAUUGAUCCGUUGUUUUUUUACUCGUUAUCCAUUGGGAGAAACGGCGCUCCGUGUCUGUACAUGGACGGCGGAUUGGCGGCGGUCGUUACGGUUCUUCGCACGUGUGUGGAUGCUAUACAUUUGUGUCACUUAUGGCUGCAGUUCAGAUUAGCGUAUGUGUCCAGAGAGUCUUUGGUUGUCGGAUGCGGGAAACUCGUGUGGGACACACGUGCGAUAGCAUUACACUAUGUUCGAUCCAUGAAAGGUUUCUGGUUCGAUGCCUUUGUCAUACUUCCAGUUCCUCAGGCUGUGUUCUGGUUAAUUCUUCCCAAAUUAAUCAGAGAAGAGAAGAUUAAGUUGAUAAUGACAAUACUUCUGUUAAUGUUCUUGUUCCAGUUCCUCCCUAAAGUAUACCACUCCCUAUAUUUGAUGAGAAAAAUGCAGAAAGUUACAGGUUAUAUCUUUGGCACUAUUUGGUGGGGUUUUGCCCUUAAUCUCAUUGCCUACUUCAUUGCUUCUCAUGUUGCUGGAGGAUGUUGGUAUGUUCUUGCAAUUCAGCGCGUUGCGUCGUGUCUGAGACAACAGUGUCAAAGAAAACCAAACUGUGACCUGUUUUUAUCAUGUUCAGAAGAAAUCUGUUAUCAGUUCAGCACAAUUGGAGGUUCAUGUAAUAGUAACUCAACUGCACCUCUCAGAAAGCCAAUGUGCUUGGAUAUUGCAGGGCCAUUUAAGUAUGGUAUUUAUAAGACUGCUCUUCCUGUCAUUUCUAGCAAUUCUCUAGCUGUCAAGAUUCUUUAUCCCAUUUUCUGGGGUUUAAUGACCCUCAGCACCUUUGGCAAUGAUCUUGAACCAACAAGUAACUGGCUUGAAGUGAUUUUCAGCAUAUGCAUAGUUCUUAGUGGUUUACUUCUCUUCACAUUGUUGAUUGGUAACAUUCAGGUGUUUCUGCACGCUGUGAUGGCGAAAAAGAGGAAAAUGCAGCUGAGAUGUCGUGAUAUGGAAUGGUGGAUGAGACGGAGACAGUUACCUUCUCGUUUAAGGCAAAGAGUUCGCCAUUUCGAACGCCAUAGUUGGGCUAAGCUGGGAGGAGAAGACGGAAUGGACUUAAUCAAGGACUUACCUGAAGGACUCCGUCGAGAUAUCAAGCGUUACCUUUGCCUUGACCUUAUCAAGCAGGUGCCUCUAUUUCACAAUUUGGAUGAUCUUAUCCUCGACAAUAUCUGCGAUCGAGUUAAGCCUCUCGUCUUCUCUAAAGAUGAAAAGAUAAUUAGAGAAGGGGAUCCUGUGCAAAGGAUGAUAUUCAUCGUUCGUGGGCGAAUUAAACGAAACCAAAGCCUUAGCAAAGGAAUGGUAGCAACAAGUGUGCUAGAACCAGGCGGAUUUCUAGGCGACGAACUACUAUCAUGGUGCCUCCGCCGUCCAUUCAUAGACAGACUUCCAGCUUCAUCUGCUACAUUUGUAUGCUUGGAAUCCAUAGAAGCAUUUGGUCUCGAUAAGCACCAUCUCCGUUACAUAACGGAUCAUUUCCGCUACAAAUUCGCCAAUGAAAGGCUUAAGAGAACCGCGAGAUACUACUCAUCGAAUUGGAGAACAUGGGCUGCAGUCAAUAUACAAUUCGCUUGGCGUCGUUACAGGAUAAGGACUCGAGGUCCAGUGAUUCCUGCAACAACAGAAAUUAUAGGCACAGACCGCCGUCUGCUGCAAUAUGCUGCGAUGUUCAUGUCAAUCAGGCCACAUGACCACCUUGAAUGAUUGAUCAUUUAUUUAUCAAUUCUUCUAUUGUUUUGGUAAUUGGUCUUUUUCUCAUUCUUUUUUCAACAAUUUGAGCAUUGUAAGAAAAAAAUCUCCAUUCUUGAGAAGGGAAUAAAAGUUUAUUCUGUUUGAUUA